AUGGCACUGCAACGCACCAACCAAGAACUAAGCAUGGGGAUCACAGAGCGGAGUAACUGUGAUUUGCGGAACGCUCAAGCUCAGGCAUCUCAACUGCAGUCUGAACGAGACUUACUGAAAGAGGACUUGGCAAGGGUUGAGGCGAGGAUGAAGGAGCUGCAGAUGGAAUAUUCCAAUGCUUUGGCGGCCGCUGAUAACGCGCGGGCCCAGCAUAAACAUUAUAAGGACACAGUAGCAAAAGAGCGCGCCCUUCGCCGGCAAACACUAAGUGGCGGUGAAGCUGAGGGCGCACGCCUCGCCACGGCGGAGGCGCAGGCGGCGCGAGAGGUGCGGGCGCGGAAGGACGCGGAGCAACGCCUGGCCGCCGCAGAGCUGCAAGUGCAACAGCUACGCGCCGCGCUUGACGAGCAGCGGGAUCUAGCGGCGCGUUCGCAGGACUCGGCGCGAGACAAGGAGCGUGUAGCGACGGCCACCAGCCAACAGCUGAGCGAGGCGCAGGUGCAGCUGGCACAGGAGCGCAUGCGCAUUGCAGCGCUCACCGCGCAAGUACAGGAACUGGAGCGCGGCAUUAGUGAGGCGGGCGCGCGCGAGGCGGCGCUGGAGGAGCAGUGCGCGCGCACCGAGGCGCGCCUGCAGCAGCGGCUCGAGGCCGCAGAGGCGCGCGCCUCGGCCGCGCUGCUCGACGACGCGCGCUAUCGGGAGAAGUGCAGUGGCGUAAGCUUUGAUCAGGAUAAUCCUGACGAAAUGGAGGUAGGCAUAUGCCUUCAUCUGGUCGCAAGCGCCUACAUUCGAGCGGAAGUUCGAGUUCCUCUCAAUCUGACUCAUCCGAUU
Brenthis ino (lesser marbled fritillary) is the source of this 831-nucleotide messenger RNA. Lineage: Eukaryota; Metazoa; Arthropoda; Insecta; Lepidoptera; Nymphalidae. The record is from the annotation of a GenBank genome assembly.